Messenger RNA from Lucilia cuprina (Australian sheep blowfly), 1169 nucleotides. RefSeq names its product SUMO-conjugating enzyme UBC9-B (gene lwr). Gene Ontology annotation, molecular function: SUMO conjugating enzyme activity. Gene Ontology annotation, cellular component: nucleus. The coding region runs from base 303 to 782 and encodes 159 amino acids. The record is from RefSeq and is a predicted model, not a curated record. Lineage: Eukaryota; Metazoa; Arthropoda; Insecta; Diptera; Calliphoridae. The transcript has 2 exons. Gene Ontology annotation, biological process: protein sumoylation.
AACCCUACAACACAAACACAUUUGCAAGCCAUUAGCCGAACAUUAACGAAGAAGAACGCAUUUUUUCUUGCGUGCAAAUUUGCAAAAAAGAAAAGAAUCAAAAACUUUAAUUUUAAAAUAUAAUAACUUUAUCAAUUAUAAACAACGCAACUAAACGUUAAAUUUACAAAAACGCGUGCCCCAGCAAGAAAAAAACGAGAAUUUUACAACAAAAACAUUUAAAGCAUCAUUAAUCAGCCUUGAAAAAGAAAAGUUUCGAGAAAGUGAAGAACAAUUUGUGGAAGAGCUAAAAGUAGAGGAAUAUGUCUGGCAUAGCUAUAACUCGUUUGGGCGAGGAACGUAAAGCAUGGCGUAAAGAUCAUCCCUUUGGAUUCGUGGCACGUCCUGCAAAAAAUCCUGACGGUACUUUAAAUCUUAUGAUUUGGGAAUGCGCUAUCCCCGGCAAGAAGAGCACACCCUGGGAAGGUGGUUUGUACAAAUUGCGUAUGAUCUUCAAAGACGACUAUCCAACAUCGCCUCCAAAGUGUAAAUUCGAACCUCCACUAUUCCAUCCAAAUGUGUACCCCUCGGGCACCGUUUGUUUGUCCUUGCUGGACGAAGAGAAAGAUUGGCGUCCCGCCAUUACCAUUAAACAAAUUCUCUUGGGUAUACAAGAUCUCUUGAACGAGCCCAAUAUUAAGGAUCCUGCCCAAGCAGAGGCUUAUACAAUCUACUGUCAGAAUCGCCUGGAAUAUGAGAAACGUGUUCGUGCUCAAGCCAGAGCUAUGGCGGCCACAGAAUAAGCGCCGUUGUCUUAUAUUGGAUAGUACUUUAUACUUUAAACUCCAUUAGUUAUUAAAAACCCCCCCCCCCAAAAAAACUCACAUUUAAAACACACGCGUCGAUACAUUUUUUCCAUCUGUAAAGCACUAAAGUUAGGAGUGCGAGGAGAAAAAAUUGAAAUAACGAAUCGGUUUUUUGUAAAAUGUCUGCUGCUAACAGCUUGUUUAACUAAAGACAAAAGACGGACAGAUGUUUUACAAAAUGGAUUUAAAAUUUUUAUAAUUAACUCUGUAACUAUGUACUACUAUUUAAAUUUCACAUUUAUUAUUAUAUUUUAUAAAUUAAAUGUAUUUUUUUUUCUUUUUGUACAAAAAAAACAAAAAAUAUAAUGGCUUUUUUUCAAUUAA